GCACAAGCUGGGAGGAGGGAGCGGGGAGAGCAUCCUGGUGUCACAGCUGCAGCAUGGGCUGACUCUGGAGUUCGAACACAGCGAUUCACCUCGUCGCCUUCGCCUCGUACUUAGUGAAUUGCUGGCAAUUAUGAAUAAGGUGUCAGAAUCAAAUGGUGAGUUUUUUCUCAAAUCUUCUGAGCUCUUCGAGAGUCCUGUGUAUCUGGAAGAGGCAGCAGAUGUUCUCUGCAUUCUGCAAGCAGAGCUGCCAUCCCUGUUGCCAAUAGUUGAUGUGGCUGAAGCUCUGCUGCACGUUAAAAAUGGAGCCUGGUUCCUCUGCCUUCUGGUGGCCAAUGUUCCUGAUAGCUUUAAUGAGGUCUGUAGGGGGCUGAUCAAGAACGGUGAGCGGCAGGACGAGGAGAGCGUCGGGGGCCGCCGGAGGACGGAAGCGCUUCGCCACCUCUGCAAGAUGAACCCUUCCCAGGCUCUGAGGGUGCGGGGCAUGGUGGUGGAGGAGUGUCAUCUGCCAGGUCUUGGUGUGGCUUUGACCUUGGAUCACACCAAAAAUGAAUCUUCAGAUGAUGGAGUGAGUGACCUGGUGUGUUUUGUGAGCGGCUUGCUACUUGGAACAAAUGCAAAGGUUCGAACUUGGUUUGGAACUUUCAUUCGAAAUGGCCAGCAGAGAAAAAGAGAUAAUAUCAGUUCUGUGCUUUGGCAAAUGAGGAGGCAGCUGCUCCUGGAGCUCAUGGGAAUCCUUCCCACGGUUCGCAGCACACACAUUGUGGAGGAAGCAGAUGCUGACACGGAGCCCAAUGUGUCUGUGUACUCAGGGCUGAAGGAGGAGCACGUUGUCAAAGCCAGUGCCUUGUUACGUCUCUAUUGCGCCUUGAUGGGGAUUGCUGGCCUGAAGCCAACGGAUGAAGAGGCUGAGCAGCUGCUGCAGCUGAUGACCAGCCGGCCUCCCGCAACUCCCGCUGGCGUUCGCUUUGUGUCUCUGUCCUUCUGUAUGCUCCUGGCCUUCUCCACUCUUGUCAGCACCCCGGAGCAGGAGCAACUCAUGGUAAUGUGGCUUAGCUGGAUGAUAAAGGAGGAAGCUUAUUUUGAAAGCAUUUCUGGUGUGUCUGCUUCUUUUGGAGAGAUGCUUCUCUUGGUAGCCAUGUAUUUCCAUAGUAAUCAGCUCAGUGCUAUCAUUGAUUUGGUCUGCUCCACCCUGGGAAUGAAGAUUGUUAUUAAGCCCAGCUCCCUCAGCAGAAUGAAGACAAUCUUCACACAGGAGAUUUUCACUGAACAGGUUGUUACAGCCCACGCGGUUCGCGUGCCUGUUACAGGCAGCCUCAGUGCCAACAUCACUGGGUUUUUACCUAUCCACUGCAUCUACCAGCUUUUAAAAAGUCGGUCAUUCACCAAGCACAAAGUAUCCAUUAAGGACUGGAUCUAUCAUCAGCUCUGUGAAACCACCACUCCACUCCAUCCUCAGCUGCUUCCCCUCAUUGAUGUCUACAUCAACUCCAUCCUUACUCCUGCAUCUAAAUCCAACCCAGAGGCCACAAACCAGCCGGUCACGGAACAGGAGAUACUGAAUGUUUUUCAAGGACUGUCUGGGGGGGAAAGUACCCGUCUUACUCAGCGAUACAGCAUCACCACACAGCUGCUUGUCCUCUACUACGUCCUGUCGUAUGAAGAAGCACUUCUGGCCAACACAAAGAUCCUAGCUGCCAUGCAGAAGAAGCCCAAGUCUUACUCUUCAGCAUUAAUGGAUCAGAUUCCAAUCAAGUACCUCAUCCGGCAGGCACAAGGACUGCAGCAGGAGCUGGGAGGCUUGCAUUCUGCACUGCUACGCCUGCUUGCAACUAACUACCCACACCUCUGCAUUGUGGAGGACUGGAUCUGUGAGGAGCAGAUCACUGGCACUGAUGCCUUACUGAGGAGGAUGCUUCUUACAAACACUGCCAAGAACCACUCUCCCAAACAGCUCCAAGAAGCAUUUUCCUUGCUGCCUGGAAAUCACACCCAGCUGAUGCAGAUCUUGGAACAUUUAACACUUCUCUCUGCUGCUGAAUUGAUCCCAUAUGCAGAAGUAUUGACAUCAAAUAUGAGCUGCUUGCUGAAUACUGGGGUCCCUCGAAGGAUUCUUCAGACUGUCAAUAAACUUUGGAUGGUUCUUAACACUGUGAUGCCAAGAAGGUUGUGGGUGAUGACUGUUAAUGCUCUGCAGCCUUCAGUGAAAACGAUCCGACAGCAGAAAUACACUCAGAAGGAUCUGAUGAUUGAUCCUUUGAUUGUACUAAGAUGUGAUCAGAGAGUUCACAGGAGCCCUCCCCUGAUGGAUAUAACUUUGCACAUGUUGAAUGGAUACCUUCUUGCUUCAAAAGCUUACCUCAAUGCUCACCUCAAAGAAACGGCGGAGCAGGAUAUUAGGCCAUCCCAAAACAAUCCAAUGGGUCCAGAGGCCCCAGAAGUUACAAGGGAAGAAUUAAAAAAUGCAUUGCUUGCUGCUCAGGACAGUGCUGCUGUGCAGAUUCUCCUGGAGAUCUGCUUACCUACAGAUGAAGAGAAAGCCCAGAGCAGUAAUACUGACAGUUUGCUGAAGAGUGUUCAGGGUAGCCCAGGCCCCAAGAGCCCUGAACUAGAAGAAGAAGAUAGCUUGCUGUGUAAUCUUCGAGAGGUCCAGUGUCUGAUCUGCUGCCUCCUGCAUCAGAUGUAUAUAGCUGAUCCCAACAUAGUCAAACUAGUUCAUUUCCAGGGUUACCCUUGUGAACUCCUGGCACUGACAGUGGCGGGGAUCCCAUCGAUGCACAUCUGUCUGGAUUUCAUACCGGAGCUCAUUGCCCAGCCUGAGCUUGAAAAGCAGAUCUUUGCCAUCCAGUUACUCUCAUUUCUGUGCAUCCAGUAUGCACUGCCCAAGUCUCUCAGCGUGGCUCGUUUGGCCAUCAAUGUGAUGGGAACCCUCCUCACAGUUUUGACCCAGUCGAAGCGCUACGUUUUCUUCAUGCCGACCCUGCCUUGUUUGGUGUCAUUCUGCCAAGCCUUUCCUCCUUUGUAUGAGGAUAUUAUGUCUCUGCUGAUACAAAUAGGACAAGUUUGUGCCUCUGAUGUUGCUACACAGACAAGAGACUUCGACCCAAUUAUUACACGUUUCCAGCAGCUAAAGGAGAAACCGCAUGAAGUGUCAGGACUUUGUAAAGAUUCAUCUAGCAAAAGUUGCUCCAGGGAUGUUGUGAGCAUGGACCCUGAUGUUCAGUUAUGCCAGUGUGUUGAAAAUACCAUCAUUGAAAUAAUUAACAUGAGUGUAAGUGGAGUUUAGGAAGAAGGCAAAUGAAACUGUACUUUAGCUAGUCCCACGGUCUGUGGUGCCUGAAUUUGGAGAAGGCUGUGAAAUUGGACUGAGGAACUGAAGCACAGGAAGUCUGUGGGUUUAUUCAU
Molecule: messenger RNA, 3402 nt
Organism: Merops nubicus (carmine bee-eater)
Lineage: Eukaryota; Metazoa; Chordata; Aves; Coraciiformes; Meropidae
Gene: INTS2
Product: integrator complex subunit 2
Exons: 23
Biological process (GO): snRNA 3'-end processing
Cellular component (GO): integrator complex
Source: RefSeq, a predicted model, not a curated record